AUGAGACAUGAGAUAGGAGAACACAAAGGUUGGGAUGCAUUUGUGACUGAGGGAUUUUCAAAUUGGAAAAAGAAAGAUAAACUCAAUGUCCAUGUUGGAGGUCCUAGUAGUGCUCACAACCAAGCUUGGAGAAAAUGUAAUGCACUAAUGAAUCAAAAACAACACAUUGAAGUUGCUAUCAACAAACAAUCUGAUUUGAUCAAAAGGGAAUAUCAUAUUCAUUUAACUGCAAUAGUUGAUUGUAUUCGACUUUUAUUAAAGUUGGGAUUAACAUUUCGUGAUGAUGAUGAAUCAGUGGAUUCAAAGAAUAAAGGUAAUUUUCUCGAGAUUCUACAAUUUCUUUGUAAUCAUAAUGAAGAGAUUGAUAAAGUAUUGAAAAAAUCUCGUGGAAAUCUCAAAUUAGUGUCACCGAGCAUUCAAAAAGAUAUUGUGAAAACUGCUGCUUCUGAGACCACAAAAGUUAUUAUUGAUGAUCUUAACAAUGAUUUGUUCUCUAUUUUAAUUGAUGAAUCUCAAGAUGUUUCAGUUAAAGAGCAAAUGGUUGUUGUUUUACGUUAUGUAGACAAGAAAUGA
This is a messenger RNA of Lathyrus sativus (Indian pea), 573 nucleotides long. The record is from the annotation of a GenBank genome assembly. Lineage: Eukaryota; Viridiplantae; Streptophyta; Magnoliopsida; Fabales; Fabaceae.